GCCCGUAAUUUUCUCAAACACCACCAAGCGCUCACGCCAGAAGCAUCCGACAGACUCGCGGAGCUGGGAUUCUGCCUCGCGUGUAUACGAACCAGCUCUAAUUUGACAGUGACAAGUAUAUCGGGAGGGUUUGAUAAAGUGUGUGAAGUUCAGUGAGUGGUCGGAUUACGAGUAGGAGAUUAUAGUAAGCAGUAUUUGUGUUAAGAAAAAUACCUCGUUGAGGGACUUGGUGGAUGGACAGAGCGACGGUCCGAGAUACGGGAUAUUCCUAACCUUCAAAUAUGUCAGUUUCUUGCUUCUGUACUUGAUUAUCGUGCAGUGACUCUGUACCACAGUGGCUUUAACUGCGAAACUUUGAGAGUGACAAUCUUAUCGAGUACACGUUGAGAAAGUAAUAACAAAUAUUAAUCCAGUGUAGACGUUUAACAGUGCCAGGUUGAAUAAUAUAAUUUAUCGAAGGUACUGUUGUGAUCAGUGGUUGGCAAGUGCGACGACUGGAAAUGUGAGAAGAGUCCAGGGGAAUAAGAGAUUGGAAACCCUAUACAGGUGGGCUUUAUAGUGACUUUGACGCUCGUUGUUGUCCGUCGCUUAGACAGAGAAAGGAAGAGACAGAGAGAGAGAGAGAAUCUCCGGUAGAAAUCUUACCCGGGAUUAUAAUUGACACUCAGAAAUAGGUCAUCGACAGGCAGCCGUGACGGGGGGUGAUCACCCCGAGGAUGCGGGAAACUUAAAGAAUUCCUGGGGGAUUUUUUAUAAACACUCGGUGACACCUUCCCUGGAGAAGCUGGCUGCGGCGCGUACGAUGAUGCCGCUCGCGCCGACGCCAAUUGUCCCGGUGCCCUCGAAGCCAAAAAUCGGCUUCAGCAUCGACUCCAUCGUUGGCGGCGGUCGGGAGGAUCGUCUGGACAGAAUCGAACGCGUCGAAAUUGACCGGGAUGGAAGUCCAAUGGAUGUCGAAGGAUCAUCCUCGCCGCGGAGUCGGCAGAUCGUACAGUCUCCCGGAGCUCACUCUGAGAGUUCGGACAGGCCAUUGUCGCGAAGUUCCUCUGUGGAAUCUUAUCCUAAUUCACGGCGUACGCCCUCGCACAACAGUCAUCCUCUGGGACUGGCGCAUCAUCUAGAGUUCAACAGAACGACAUCGCACAGUCAUAGCGGAGGAUCCACACCGAAUAACAGUCCUAGUCCUCCUCACAGGAUACCCCAUGAUUCACCAGUAGGCUCGCACCCUCAGCCACCACCAGGAGUGGUGAGGCCAAGUCCUAACUACCUCGCACCACCUCCUGGGGCAGCCACUGCGGCAGCGGUGGCAGCCGAACAGCUCAAAUCCCUAUACGGUAUACCUGGACAUGGACCCGCUGGACCUCAGACAGGCCAGAGCGAGUACCAUACCCAGCAACUGGCCCUGGCUGCCAACCUGGCCGCUGCUCAACACUUCCAAGCUGCCAAUUUGGCUGUGGCACUCCAAGCCCAUCACGGCGGUUCACCUCAUGGACCUCCACACGGACCUUAUUCUCAUGGUGGGGCACCUGGUGGACCUCAUCCUCCACCACAUCCUCAUCAGCCACCUAGGGAUAGCUAUCCACUCUACCCGUGGCUACUCUCUAGACACGGGAGAAUCUUCCCACAUCGAUUUCCUGGCGGACCGGAUAUUCCUGGAUUCCUCCUACAGCCAUUCCGGAAGCCCAAGAGAAUAAGAACGGCCUUCAGUCCAAGUCAGUUACUGAAACUGGAACACGCCUUUGAGAAAAAUCAUUACGUGGUUGGCGCCGAGAGGAAGCAAUUGGCGCAGGCACUCUCCCUCACGGAGACUCAGGUCAAAGUCUGGUUUCAAAAUCGACGAACGAAGCACAAGAGAAUGCAGCAGGAGGAGGAGGCCAAGGCGCAACAGCAAUCCGGCGGCAACGGCAACAACGGAACCAACAAGAACACUCACCACGUGAGCAAGUGGCAGCAGGAGACUGGAGAUUAUCAUCACGAAGAAGAGGAACACAUCGAUCCGGAAGCUGACGAGUGCUCGAGCGGAUCCGAAGCGUAGCUAGACGUUCUUUGCCUGGAUUAAUCCAGGAAGGAUCAAGAAGCCCUGGAGUCCUUUUGCUCCAGAAGGAUUUACACGUUCUUCAUCCUUGAAUCGGAUGACCUCGCCAAUGGAAAGGAUCCCGUAGACUUGGAUGGACGUCUUCGCCCGAACGACCCCCUUGGCACUGUCCUAGAAAGGACGUCGAAAGGACUAGGUGCCAGCAUCCGGAUGAUCAGCGGCUUUCGUUAGAACGAAAAUGAAUCCAUAGCAAGGGACGAAUCGAUGUUCCUUCGCACUAUGAUUUCGAAAAAAAAAAUAAUGAUUUAUACUUGUAUCUUAUCGAUGGGUUCCGAAUAUCAAAAAUACGAAAUUUUCUUCGGGAACCUUCGGCGAUAUUCGGCAAAAAAAAUCCAGAUCCGAACGAGAUAAAUGAAUCGUCGGUACCUCCGUCUCGUAGCGUCUGCCAAGGAACCGCGGGGAACAAACCCUACAGGAAGCACGUUAACGGUGGCCAUUGCCCGUCGAAGACGGGUCUACGCGCCGCUAAGUCGUUACGUUUCCGGCCCGGAAAUAGCGGUGCUACGGAAGCAAGGAAGAAGCGCAGGACAAGAACACCGGAUAUGGGAUCAUCGCGGGAGACAUUCGAAUUGAGGAAUUCUUCCAGCCGCUGAUGAACUUUUUUUUUUUUCGCCUAACCACUACUUCUCGACGGUCCUUCGUAAUAUCCAUUUAAUAUCUUGCCAUAUAUAAUUCGCCAUACGCACAGACACACACGCAAAACACGAUCCACCCUAGAUACUUGUAAAUAAUACAAUACAGACUGCUAGCCAGUUUUGCGGGAAUUUUCACGCGACCAGUGAGAAGGUAAAGGGACGAUGAGAGAAGCACGAGGAAUAUAGAAGUAUAAAUAAAUAUAUAUAUAUAUCUAGAAUGAGAGCGAGAGAGAAGAGACGAGAAUAAUAAAAUAAAGCGACCCUGUCGAAAAUGUCAGCUAUAUAACGAAGGUUGUACAUAGGUAUAAAAGGGAACUAAACAGUGAGUGCCAAACUUGAUACUUGAAACCCAGUGUAGUAAGUACGAUGUAUAUUUACAGGUUAGGUUGUUGUUUUCAAACGAGCAGUAUUCUUUAUCGAUCGAUGUCUGAGAUGUACUAAAUUAAAUUAUUAUCCAAGAGCAAAUGGCGGCGUGUCCUGACGUCAUUGAAAAUUUAGAAUAUAUGAACCGCCCCUAUCGAGACCUUAUUCGCGAAUCUGUGCAUUUACUGGAGACACGAAACAUUUAUUCGCUGCGAGUCACCUGGUAAAUUCAAUAAUCGAAUCGGGUCUCGAUACGUCCUUAAACAAUGGCGCAGGUAAUUUCCCAGAUUUCUACGUCAGGACACGCUCGCUCUGCCACACGCUGUACAUACUUUUGUAAAUAAGAAAUGUGAUUUUACUCGACGUACGAAGUAGUGUCCGAAGAGAUCGAAAGAUUCAGUUCGUGUUUUAACGAUAUAGUGAAAUAAAUUAUAUCACCUCUCCACGAUA
Cephus cinctus (wheat stem sawfly) is the source of this 3543-nucleotide messenger RNA. RefSeq names its product homeotic protein empty spiracles. The transcript is spliced from 3 exons. Bases 803 to 2035 code for a protein of 410 amino acids. NCBI's taxonomy places the organism in Eukaryota, Metazoa, Arthropoda, Insecta, Hymenoptera, Cephidae. Gene Ontology annotation, biological process: brain development; neuron differentiation; regulation of DNA-templated transcription. Gene Ontology annotation, molecular function: DNA-binding transcription factor activity, RNA polymerase II-specific; DNA binding. The record is from RefSeq and is a predicted model, not a curated record.